Meloidogyne enterolobii is the source of this 968-nucleotide messenger RNA. The record is from the annotation of a GenBank genome assembly. NCBI's taxonomy places the organism in Eukaryota, Metazoa, Nematoda, Chromadorea, Rhabditida, Meloidogynidae.
UCCGGCUCAUUAAGCGAUGAAUAGAAGAAGGGGGGAUUUAUAAAGGAUAGACAUAACAAUGUAAUAAUGUGCCUUGACACCCACUUAUAGGGGGAAGCACUCAUUAAAAUUGUGGAGGGGAAAUGUAAAUAAUAUAUGGAGUAAACAAUGGCAUGUAUUAGAAAAAAAUGUGGGGGCUAACAGGCAUUCGAACAGAACAAGAUUUUUAUGUUCGCCUUGUGGAUAGCCAAACAAAACAAGCAAUUGCUUAUGAAGGUCAAGAUAAAAAUCCUGAAAUGUGCCGAGUUUUAUUAACACAUGAAGUUAUGUGUUCACGAUGUUGUGAAAAGAAAAGUUGUGGAAAUCGAAAUGAAACUCCUAGUGAUCCGGUUAUGUUGUCAAUGACACCUCGUGUUGAUACUGAUGUAUUAGCUGUAUCAGACAAUAUGUUUGUUCAUAACAACUCUAAACAUGGACGCCGCGUUAAAAGAGGUGGGAGUGAGUCAGGCACUGUUGAAGUCCCUUCAUCUUCUUCUAUCAACUCUACAAACAAUGCUGCACCAGUGAUUAAGCAUAUUUUUCCGUCUGAAGUUUGUUGCCAAAGUGGUGGUUCAGCAAUUUUAAUUGGAGAAAAUUUUCAUGAAGGAAUGCAAGUAUUUUUUGGAAAUUCAUUGACUUGGUCUGAGUUAAUUACUCCACAAGCAAUUAAAGUUAAUAUUCCUGUAAGGCCAAAUGCUGGCUCAAUUGAUGUUUUUCUUUGUUCUCCAAAAGGUCAACCAAAAAUGCGUUCUAAUUCUAUCCGUUUUUCUUUUAGUUCAUCAUCCGAACCAAGCAUUGAUACAGCCUUUCAACGAUUACAAAAACUUUUACCAAAAUACCCAACUGAUCCUGAACCUUUACCAAAAGAAUUUAUACUUCAUCGGGCAGCCGAUUUUGCAGAAAUGCUUUACUUUAACUGUACAGCAUUUUAUCCUAUUGAGCCAGGUUAG